This is a messenger RNA of Scleropages formosus (Asian bonytongue), 2711 nucleotides long. It is a transcript of the gene zbtb37, whose product is annotated as zinc finger and BTB domain containing 37. The record is from RefSeq and is a predicted model, not a curated record. Lineage: Eukaryota; Metazoa; Chordata; Actinopteri; Osteoglossiformes; Osteoglossidae. The transcript is spliced from 4 exons. Bases 701 to 2320 code for a protein of 539 amino acids. Gene Ontology annotation, biological process: regulation of transcription by RNA polymerase II. Gene Ontology annotation, molecular function: RNA polymerase II cis-regulatory region sequence-specific DNA binding; protein binding; DNA-binding transcription factor activity, RNA polymerase II-specific.
UUAGACUGAACGCAGGUCCUCCGCUCCGCUCGGCUCCGCUCGGCCCUGCACCCGCGUGCUUUCGGGGCAAAAAGAAGACAUAUUUAAACAUUCAUUCAAUAGUCAACGAUGAGCGCUAGAUACAGACAUGCGACAACCGUUCGGCGGCGCGUCGGAGUGAAAGUGCGGUCUGUUAGAUGUUUCAUCGAGUAGUUUAUGACGGAUCCGGACACCUCCCCAUACACGGUGAAUUGGGCUACACGGCGCUUUUGGGGCCGAUCACCGGCCUCGAGUGCGCAACGCUGACCGGGAAAGGCGACCACGGCGGGGCUGGGCCGGCGCGGCCUAGCGGGCUGCGGAGCGACUGGGCGGAGCGGCUAGCUAGUUAGCAACGAGCUAACAUACUACAGUGCUGCCAGCUAGUGGAUUUUUUUUUUCUUUUUUUUUUUUUUUUUUUUUUUUUUAAAACGCGCGUCAGCUUGCUGAGCUGGCCUUUAAGUUUGUUUUAAAUGGUUCAGUGGAACCAUAGCACGUUUCACGCGAGUUUAACUCCCAGCGCGUGAAAUUACUGGCAAGCUAAUUUGUCUUUCUGCAUAGUCUAGACUAGCUAGGUAGCUGCUGCUAGGUAGCUACUAGCUGACUGUCAGCUUCCCCCGCCUGCCUCAGGCUCGACAACUGCUGUCAACUUAACUGGGACAGGAGGACAGGUAGAGGUGUCAAGAUGGAGCGAACGGACAGCAUCCAGCUGGAUAUUCCAGACUUCAGCAACUCGGUGCUGUCCCACCUGAACCAGCUGCGCAUGCAGGGCCGCCUCUGCGACAUAGUGGUGAACGUUCAGGGCCAGAGCUUCCGCGCGCACAAGGUGGUCCUGGCCGCCAGCUCGCCAUACUUCCGAGACCACAUGUCGCUGAGCGAGAUGAGCACCGUGUCCAUCGCCGUGAUCCGCAACCCUUCCGUGUUCGAGCAGCUCCUCUCCUUCUGCUACACGGGGCGCCUCUGCCUGCAGCUGGCCGACAUCAUCAGCUACCUAACGGCGGCCAGCUUCCUGCAGAUGCAGCACAUCAUCGACCGCUGCACGCAGAUCCUCGAGGGCAUCCACUUCAAAAUCAGCCUCGCUGACGUCGAGGCCGAGCUGGGAGGCGGCGAACAGUCUCACAGGGGAGGCGGCCGGGGACUGGAGUCGGGGAAAGCCGUGGCGGGUCCGGGUUCGGCGGCUACAGGGUCGCGCUCCAUCAGCCCGCGGCACGGCAGCCACCGUGCGAUGAACACGCGACGUGCCGCGGGAACCGUCGAUGUUCGGGACUUGAGAGAGGUGCGGGAGGUGAGCCCUCCGGGGGAAUCCAUGAGCCCCCAGAUCGUGGAGCACAGUAGCUCGGGACCCGGAGGGCUCUGUGGGCCGGGUGGCGUCGGGACGAAAGAGCCCAUACUGCGCAUCAAUCGGGCCGGGCAGUGGUACGUGGAGACCGGGCCGGAGGCGGGCCGCGGGAACGACGAGGGCGUGCGUGUGGUGGAGGGGAUGCGGAUCAAGACGGAGCGCCUGGAGGAGUGGAUGGGUGUGGAGACCCAGGCGUCCGGGGAAGAAGGGAGCAGCGCGGAGGAGGUGGCCGCGAUGAUGAUUGAUACUACAGGGCACAGAAACCUGGGCCAUGAAGGCUUUGCGGCGGCGGCAGCCCCUGGGCAAAAGAGCUCGCAGCCCUCGAGCAGUAUCAGCGAAAGAGACAGGUUUAGCCCGACUGGUAGUGUGGUGGUGACAGCUGAGCGCCAAAGAGCCAAGAGUGAGUCUCCAGGAAGAGUGGAUGACCAGAGACAGCCCACCUCUCAGGGGGAGGAGCAGGCCGUGUUUGACAUGGGAGGGUACGAGGAGUACCUGCGGGAGCAAGUGGGAGACCGCUGGUUCCGCUACAACCCACGCCUCACCUGCAUCUACUGCUGCAAGUCCUUCAACCAGAAGGGCAGCCUGGACCGACACAUGCGGCUGCACAUGGGCAUCACGCCGUUCGCCUGCCGCAUCUGCGGAAAGAAGUACACGCGCAAGGACCAGCUCGAGUACCACAUCCGCAAGCACACGGGAAACAAGCCCUUCCACUGCCACGUCUGCGGCAAGAGCUUCCCCUUCCAGGCCAUCCUCAAUCAGCACUUCCGCAAAAACCACCCGGGCUGCGCCCCUCAGGAGGGCUCCCAUAGCGCCUCCCCCGAGACCACCACCACCGUCAGCUCCCGCGGCGGGCCCAACGAGGACGAGUCGUCCAGCCAGGAGGACGCGGGCGGGGGCAGCGGCGGGGACGCGAACUCCUUCGGGGAGGCCGUGCAGCCCUCCGUGUCCACCACUGGCCCAGACUGACCGGGGAGGGUGGAGCGGCAGUCGGCGGGCACAGCGACCGGGGAGGGGGACAAGGGCAGCGGGUCGCUCAACGGCGACCCCCUGCUUUCGAGGUACCGCAAGUGCAUCCGCCUGUCCCCCGUUCUGUGCUCUCCAGUUGACGGAUCGUUUGAGAUUUGAUGGGUGGCCGAUGGAAAGCGGGUGGAUUAGUUUAAUGUUGUUUCGGGGUAAUUUGUGGAUUUGCUUUUCCUGAAUAUAGGAGAAAAAGGGAAGAUCCAAAAUAUUGACUUUUGCAUGUCACAGAUAUUUUAUAAGAGAUUAUUUUGCUUUCAGUCAUCAGUUUCUGGUCAGACAGACUUAAAAUGUUACAGUAAACAUUUUUACAGUUGUUAUUUAUAAAUUUAUAUUUCAA